AAAUGAAGUCUUUUUUUCAAAGAGCUUGCCUCCCAGCUGGCUCCCGGCCCUUGCAUCUUGGCUGAUUCGAGGCGUAUGGGGAGACAAGAACCUAAAGGUGGAGACCGAUUUUGAUGCUGUGACAGAUUUGAUGCGGAGCGGGCCUUAGAGGAUCUCUGAGUGGAAAGUGGACUACAAACUCUCGCGCUCAUCACGCGUCUCCUCUGCCGCCGACAGCCCACCAGGGGUGGGCCGGAUUUAUUCCUGACACUAGCGGACCAACCCCGGGACGGGGCGGAGCCAGGGAGUUGGGGGAACCCAGGAGGCGGGGGCUGCCCGACCUGGGCGGGGGGUGGCAAACUGAGCGGAGUGUGGAGGAGGGUAGCUACAGUUCAAAGGUCAGAGGUCAACGUAGCGACUUGUGAGAGGGUCGAAAGUCAGCAGGGUGCUAAGGAUAGACUCAGGUAGGGACUGAAUACUCGGCACAGAUUUGUGGGAAGGGGGCUUGGAAGGAGGACAAACGAGAGCAGAGGGGGCGCGAAGUGCCGGGGGAGGCGGAGAGUUAGGAGGGGAGACAGAAGGGGAAAGGAAUCCCCUGGAUAUCCGUUCCUAGACCCCAGUCCCAUCACUGUCGGGCACUUAGCCAGGUCUCCCUUAGCUGCAACCCCGGCUGUCGACAGGGUGAGGAGAUGGCUUCUCCCUCUAGACAGGCCCCCCUCGGGGGGUCAGGACUGCUUCAAGGGAGCCGGGCUCGUUCUUACGGAAGCCUGGUGCAGUCCGCCUGCUCCCCGGUGAGGGAAAGACGCCUGGAGCAUCAGUUGGCCCCCGGAGACACCCUGGCUGGACUAGCACUCAAAUACGGGGUGACGAUGGAACAGAUUAAGCGUGCAAACCGCCUUUAUACUAAUGACUCCAUCUUCCUGAAGAAAACCCUCUACAUCCCCAUCCUGACAGAGCCCCGAGAGCUGUUCAAUGGUUUGGAUUCUGAGGAAGAGAAGGAUGGAGAGGAAGAGGCACAGUCAAGUAAGGAUGAAGCUCGGCCACCCUCAGCUGGCGGGAAGAAACAAGAGACAGGUUCAGGCCGUGCUAACGGGGAAGUCCUUCCCACACCUGGCCGGGAACCCCCAACUCCCAUCCAUGACCUCUCUGCCUCUGAUUUCCUGAAGAAGCUUGAUUCACAGAUCAGCCUGUCAAAGAAGGCUGCCGCCCAGAAGCUGAAAAAGGGGGAAAGUGGCCGCAGUGUACCUGGGGAGGGUUCAGGCCUUCACCUGAGCCCCCCACGGAUGCAGCAGCGAGCAGUCCUAGGUCCAGUGCCGCUGACCCAGACCGCUCGGACCCGGACGCUUCGGGACCAGGAGGAUGAAAUCUUCAAACUCUGAUGUCCCCAGAACUGAUUGAGAGAAGAUGUUGA
Messenger RNA from Zalophus californianus (California sea lion), 1390 nucleotides. RefSeq names its product LysM domain containing 1 (gene LYSMD1). The transcript has 3 exons. Bases 669 to 1358 code for a protein of 229 amino acids. NCBI's taxonomy places the organism in Eukaryota, Metazoa, Chordata, Mammalia, Carnivora, Otariidae. The record is from RefSeq and is a predicted model, not a curated record.